AGGUCAUCAGUGGUUACAACGGAACCGUGUUUGCUUACGGUCAAACUGGUUCUGGUAAAACUCACACUAUGAUGGGAAAUAUGGACGAUGAUGAAUUUAAAGGUCUUAUCCCUCGUAUUGUAGAACAAAUUUUUCACAGCAUCAUUGUUUCCCCACCAACAAUUGAAUACACUGUAAAAGUCUCUUAUAUGGAAAUUUAUAUGGAAAGAAUUAGGGAUUUACUUAAUCCUCAAAAUGAUAAUUUGCCUGUACAUGAAGAAAAAAAUAGAGGUGUUUAUGUCAAAGGUCUGUUGGAAGUAUACGUCAGUUCUGUACAAGAAGUGUACGAAGUAAUGAAACGUGGUGGAAGUGCCCGUAUUUUUGCAUACAAAAACAUGAACGCUGAAAGUUCCAGAUCACAUUCCAUUUUUGUUAUUACUAUCAAUCAAAAGAACCUUUCUGAUGGUAGUGUAAAGAGUGGUAAACUAUCGCUUGUCGAUUUGGCUGGUUCCGAAAAGGUUGGUAAGACAGGUGCUUCUGGUCAAACUCUUGAAGAAGCUAAAAAGAUCAAUAAAUCCUUGUCCGCACUGGGAAUGGUUAUUAACGCUUUAACUGACGGAAAAUCAGCACACAUUCCAUAUCGAGACAGUAAACUUACCAGAAUUCUUCAAGAAUCUCUUGGUGGUAAUUCCCGAACAACAUUAAUGAUAAACAGUUCUCCCUCCUCUUUCAACGAAUCGGAAACUUUGAGUACUCUAAGAUUCGCUAAAACUAUCAAGAACAAGGCUAAAGUCAACGCCGAACUCAGUCCUGCUGAACUUAAGGCUCUUCUCAAGAAGGCCAAGAGUGAAGCUGUUAGCUUCCAACAAUAUAUUUCAGCUCUUGAAGGAGAAGUCGGUGUAUGGCGUUCUGGCGGCACUGUACCAAAAGAAAAAUGGGUCUCAAUGGAAAAAUCUACAGGUUCUGCAGCGGCACCAACUACACCUACUUCUGCGACCAAUCCGCAAAUUGAGGGUGUAAAGAAAGAGGAAUCAAAUGAAUCAAGGCCAGGCACUCCUGCUCCAAUCUUAGAAAAAGAUGAACGGGAAGAAUUUUUGAAACGUGAAAAUGAUCUCACUGAUCAGAUUGCCGAAAAAGAAUCCGAAUUAGCGGCCAAAGAGAAACUUCUUGAAGAGAUUAAGGAGGAACUUGCAUCUUAUAAAGAACAGGAAGAAUCAACGAGUAAGGAAAACAAACAAAUGACAAGCGAGCUUAAUGAACUUAAGCUUCAGUUGGAGAAAGUCACAUACGAGAAUAAAGAAAGUGCUAUAACAAUGGACAGUUUACGUGAACAGAAUACAGACCUAUCCAACGAGAUCGAACAACUUAAGUUAGCUCAAAAAGAAGGUGAUAAGGAACAAAAGAAAAACGAGAGAAUGGCUCAAAUGCUCGCAGAACUUGAUCCAUCGGGUGUGAUUACUGCUAAAGAAAAACAAAUUCGUGAAACUCUACUUAAACUUGAAUCAAUCGAUGGUGAUGGUGGCGCUUCACUUACAAUAGAAGAACUCGCAACAGUACGUCGCGAAUUGGCUGAAUCAAGAAAUUUAGUUUCAACGCACGAGCAAACCAUUAAUGAAUUACACUAUGAAAAUGAACGUCUAACAAGACAAAGAGAUGAAUUUGAAAUUCGUUUGUCUACCUUAGAAACCGAGUAUGAAGAAUUGCUAGAUAAAACAAUUGCUGAAGAAGAAGCAAACAGUAACAUUGACAUCAACGAAACAUUAGCAGAAUUAAAGGGUAAACUUGAGGCUCAAUUCACUGCCAAGAAAGAAGUACAACAAAAAGAAAUUGAAGAGUUAAAACAAGAGCUAGAGAAAAAGAAUGAAGAACUGCACAAACUAAACAGUGCCCUUACUGAUUUGAAACGAGCAAAUGAAGAAUUACAGGUAAUAGUAUUUCCGAAAGCUGAGAUGAAUGCACUUAACGAUAGAGAAAAGGAAGUGCGGCCUGAUAAUCAAAAAACUGCUGCAGAUAAAGAAAAAGAUAUGGAGCGAAUUCGCAAAACCAUGGCACAGCAAUUGGCCGAUUUUGAUGUUAUGAAAAAAGCUCUAAUGCGAGAUCUACAAAACCGAUGUGAAAAAGUUGUUGAACUUGAAAUCUCAUUAGAUGAGACACGAGAACAAUAUAAUAACGUUUUACGUAGCAAUAAUAACAAAGCACAACAAAAGAAAAUGGCAUUUUUAGAAAGGAAUUUAGAACAACUAACAAAUGUACAAAAACAACUUGUUGAACAAAAUUCAUCAUUAAAGAAAGAAGUGGCUAUCGCUGAGCGGAAACUUCUUGCACGUAAUGAACGUAUUCAGGCUCUGGAAGCCUUAUUGCAAGACGCACAAGAGAAACUUACCACACAGAAUCAAAAAUUCGAGGCGCAGUUACAAGCCGUACGUGAGCGAUUAGAACAAGCAAGAUCAACAUCUUCACUCGCUGGACUUCCCUUCGGCCGAAUUGCUAAACCUCUUCGAGGUGGUGGUCUACCCGUAUUUGAAGCUAAUGGGUGCGACUAA
Racocetra fulgida is the source of this 2522-nucleotide messenger RNA. Lineage: Eukaryota; Fungi; Glomeromycota; Glomeromycetes; Diversisporales; Gigasporaceae. The record is from the annotation of a GenBank genome assembly.